Molecule: messenger RNA, 1158 nt
Organism: Plenodomus lingam JN3
Lineage: Eukaryota; Fungi; Ascomycota; Dothideomycetes; Pleosporales; Leptosphaeriaceae
Biological process (GO): protein phosphorylation
Molecular function (GO): protein kinase activity
Source: RefSeq, a predicted model, not a curated record
AUGGCCAGAGUUGUGAAGGAGAAGUCACGGCACGAUCUUGACGAUGAGGCGCUCGGCAAGUACCUCCAACGAAACAUAACCGGUGUUAAGCUUCCAAUCGUGUCAACAAAGAUUGGAUAUGGCCAAAGUAAUCCGACUUACUUUAUCGACGAUGCAGGGAAAACUCGAUACAUUCUGAGGCGUAAACCAAGCGGGACGAUAAUAUCGCCUGUGGCGCAUCAAGUGGAUCGGGAAUAUAAAGUUCUCCAGGCACUGGGUACUAUUGAAGGGUUUCCGGUACCGAAAGUGUACUGCCUGUGUAUGGAUCCUAAGAUUAUCGGAACCGCUUUCUAUAUGAUGGAAUAUGUCGAGGGACGAAUAAUCACCGAUCCAAAUCUUUCCACCCUCGAGCCAAAGGAUCGUCGUGCAGCCUGGUCAUCGGUUGUCUCGACGUUAGCCUGGCUACACUCAAUUGAUCCUGACUCCAUUGGCCUACAUGACUUUGGCAGAAAGACCAAUUUUUACACUCGGCAUUGCAAUACCUUCUCCCGAAUCGAAGCCCAACAAGCAAAAGUCAAGGACAUAAAGACUGGUAAAGAACUGGGUCGUGCGCAUCCGGAUUUUGACGAAAUCGUGGAUUACAUUCGCAAACAUGUGCCCAGUGAUCGCACUAGCAUCAUUCACGGAGAUUACAAGUUUGACAAUAUCAUCUUGCAUCCGACAGAACCUCGGGUCAUUGCCAUCUUGGACUGGGAGCUUAGCACAAUCGGCCAUCCUCUUCUAGAUGUUGUAUACGUUACAGGACCCUACUGGAAUCGUGCAAGCUCCCAUGGCGUCGCUGGAGACUCCAGGGCUGAAGCAAGAGAUGACCAGGGUGGAGAGGUGUAUGACUCAGAAAACCAGAGGGAAAGUGGGAUGCCAAAUAUGGACGAGCUGUUAGAUGAGUACACCAAGAUCACAGGAUGGAAUCCUAGACAAGACCAAUGGGAGAUUGCAAAAAUCUUCCAUUUGAUGAGAGGCAGCACCAUCGCGCAUGGUAUCCAGGCCCGUACAAUCAGCGGCCAGGCCAGCAGCGACUUCUCCCAUGUCUACUUUGAAAAGAGCAAGCAAGGCUUGGAUGCAGCAAUAGCCAGGGUACGCUCUCUCAAGGAGAAAGAAAAGCCGAGCAGCAGUCUCUGA